Molecule: messenger RNA, 691 nt
Organism: Macrosteles quadrilineatus (aster leafhopper)
Lineage: Eukaryota; Metazoa; Arthropoda; Insecta; Hemiptera; Cicadellidae
Product: invertebrate-type lysozyme 3-like
Exons: 4
Coding region: 45-542 (165 amino acids)
Molecular function (GO): lysozyme activity
Source: RefSeq, a predicted model, not a curated record
UAUACGCACACUAGUGUAGUCAGCUCAGUACUCCGUCCACCACCAUGGCGUCAACACACUGCUGUAUCUGUGUGUUAGUGUGUGUCGUUGUUAGUGUGUCAGCACUACUGUUGGAACAGCCAGAUGCUCGUAACGUGUUCCUGCCAGACUUCACAGAAGACUGUGUGGCUUGUAUCUGCGAUGCCUCGUCUGCAUGUAACCUGACCAUAGGCUGCUUUGCUGGUCUAUGCGGCCCCUUCCUAAUCGGCCGUCAGUACUGGCUCGACGCCGGCGCCCCAGUCCUACCUGGCGCCACAUGGCAGUCCAAGAAUGCAUACGAGUCUUGUACAAUGGACCCCAACUGUGCAACAAGCACCAUCUUCAACUAUAUGACUCGUUUUGCACGGGACUGCAACGGUGAUGGCCAAAUAUCGUGUGACGACUACGCAAGAAUCCAUUACCUCGGGGGCAACCAAUGCUCUGUGCCGAUCAAGAACUACGCUUACUACAGAAUAUUCCAACAAUGCAACUCCAGGCAGCCUCCACAAGCUCCCCCUCUGUAAACUACCGGACCGUCAGUCAGUGCCGAGUCUAACGAUUCAGUGAAAAAUCAUCUUCUGUAGACAAUUUACUUCAUUGAUCACUAUUAAAUAAUAAGUUAGUGGAAGUAAAAGCCAAGAUGAUUAUAUUGUAAAUAAAUUUUAUUUAAAUA